AUGAAUACGGAAAGGAUUUACAUGAAAGAAUUUAAUUACUUAGAAUUUGAUGCAUUAUAUCGAGACUAUGCUAAGAAGCAUAAUCAAAUUAUUGGUGAUUUAUUAAAUCCAAAACUUAAGAAGAAAAAACUUCCAAAAGUCGUCGUUGUGCAACCUGAUAUGAGAACUGGUUAUGGAAAUCGUCUUGCUGGAAUAGUUUGUGGCUUUUUAUAUUCAAUUGUUUCUGAUAGGCUUUUUUUUAUUGAAGGUUACAAACAUUUUGAUGAAUUUUUUUUAUUGGAUUUCGAUCAUGAUUGGAAUGUUAUCAAAAAAUUUUAUUUCAAAAAUACUUCAAGAUAUUUACAUGACGUUCAUAAAGUAAAUGAUUUUAAAUUAAUAACAAAUGGUAAUUUUAAAGAUGUUGAAUCUUUUGAUAUUUUAUAUGUUCAUACUUGGGAUUACGUCUGUGCUCCUUUAAUGUCAAAUCCUCAUUACAAAGAUUGGAUUGGUAAAUUAAUACCUGAUUAUAGAAUUUUCACUGCAAUUAGUUUAAAAUUAUUUAGAUUAAAGUUGGAUUUUGUCGAUCAAGUAAAAAAUUUUAUAGACAAUAAUUUUGCUGAACAUAAUAUAGGCGUUCAUAUAAGAACGAAAAAGGCUUUACAUAACUUGGAGAUUCCUAUAGAACAUUAUUUUAAUGUUGUAAGAAUGCUUUUGAUGGGAAUUGAAGGAAAAAAUAUUUCUGUCUUUAUUGCAUCUGAUACAAAUGAAAGUCGUGAAAAAUUAGCAAAUUUACUUGAUUCUACUAAAUACAUUAACAAAAAUACUGUUAAUAUUGUUUAUGUGGAAAAUGAUAUGAGAAUUUAUAAUCCCUGGACUUUAAACCCUGGUACUGAAGCAAAUGCUCUUAUCGAUAUGAAAAUUCUUAGCUUUUGUGAUGAUCUGGUGAUUACUUAUGGUUCUUCUUUUGGCUUUAUUGCUGCUGGUUGGUCUUAUACUGCUAUUACUCGUCAAAGAGGUCCAUUUAUCUUAAUGCCUGUGCAAAAAUCUCCUCCUAAUUCUUUUUUGACUGAAGAUAAAGUUUUGGUAUGGGGUGCUGGUUCAAGUGAACCAUGUAUGUAUUUAAGUAAAUUGUUGAUUAGACAAGAGGAUAAAGAAAUUGUCGAUAUUUUUAAAAAAAAUCCAUUGUGGAUGCAUUAUAGUCAAUGUCAUUGGCCUACAUAG
This is a messenger RNA of Cetraspora pellucida, 1200 nucleotides long. Lineage: Eukaryota; Fungi; Glomeromycota; Glomeromycetes; Diversisporales; Gigasporaceae. The record is from the annotation of a GenBank genome assembly.